CUCUGCGUGCGCACCGCCAAGAGCCCGCCUAUAAAAAGGACUGCCGGGCGCAUGCGACCAAGCUGCUCCACUAGCUGCUGGCGGCUGUUGGCGCGCGUUGCCCACUCAGCCCGGUAGCGGACGGCAGGAUCGGGAAUCGGACUCAGGUCAAAAAGCAAAAUGAAGUACAUUCUGGUUACUGGUGGUGUUAUCUCAGGAAUCGGAAAAGGAAUCAUUGCCAGCAGUGUGGGCACAAUACUGAAGUCAUGUGGUUUACAUGUGACUUCAAUUAAAAUUGACCCCUACAUUAACAUUGAUGCAGGAACCUUCUCUCCAUAUGAGCACGGUGAAGUUUUUGUGCUUGAUGAUGGUGGGGAAGUUGACCUUGAUCUGGGUAACUAUGAGCGAUUCCUUGACAUCCGCCUCACCAAGGACAAUAAUCUGACCACUGGGAAGAUCUACCAGUAUGUCAUCAACAAAGAGCGCAAAGGAGACUACUUGGGGAAAACCGUCCAAGUUGUCCCUCACAUCACAGAUGCGAUCCAGGAGUGGGUGAUGAGACAGGCCCUGAUCCCUGUGGAUGAAGAUGGCUUAGAACCUCAAGUGUGUGUUAUCGAGCUUGGCGGAACAGUGGGAGACAUAGAGAGCAUGCCCUUCAUUGAGGCCUUCCGUCAGUUCCAAUUCAAGGUCAAAAAAGAGAACUUUUGUAAUAUUCAUGUCAGUCUUGUUCCUCAGCCAAGUUCAAUAGGAGAACAGAAGACUAAACCCACCCAGAAUAGUGUUCGGGAGCUCAGAGGCCUUGGACUUUCCCCAGACCUGAUUGUAUGCAGGUGCUCAAAUCCUCUCGACACAUCAGUGAAAGAAAAAAUAUCAAUGUUCUGUCAUGUUGAACCUGAACAAGUGAUCUGUGUCCAUGACGUUUCAUCUAUCUACCGAGUCCCCUUGCUGUUAGAGGAGCAGGGGGUUGUAGAUUAUUUCCUUCGAAGACUUGACCUUCCUGUUGAGAGACAGUCUCGAAAAAUGCUGAUGAAGUGGAAAAAGAUGGCUGACAGGUAUGAUCGAUUGCUGGAGACCUGCACUAUUGCCCUUGUGGGCAAAUACACCAAGUUCUCAGACUCAUAUGCUUCUGUCAUUAAAGCUCUGGAACAUUCUGCACUGGCCAUCAACCACAAAUUGGAGAUCAAGUACAUUGAUUCCACGGACCUGGAGCCAAGCACCUUACAGGAAGAGCCUGUACGCUACCAUGAAGCCUGGCAGAAGCUCUGCAGUGCUGAUGGAGUCCUGGUUCCAGGGGGAUUCGGUGUUCGAGGAACAGAAGGGAAAAUCCAAGCAAUUGCCUGGGCUCGAAAACAGAGGAAGCCUUUUUUGGGUGUGUGCUUAGGAAUGCAGCUGGCGGUGGUGGAAUUUUCAAGAAAUGUGCUGGGAUGGCAAGAUGCUAAUUCUACAGAAUUUGACCCUAAGACCAGUCACCCUGUGGUCAUCGACAUGCCAGAACACAACCCCGGCCAGAUGGGCGGGACCAUGAGGCUGGGCAAGAGGAGAACUCUGUUCCAGACCAAGAACUCAAUCAUGAGGAAACUCUACGGAGAUUUGGAUUAUCUGGAAGAGAGGCACCGCCACAGAUUUGAGGUGAAUCCAGUGUUGAAAAAGUGUUUGGAAGAGCAAGGCUUGAAGUUUGUUGGGCAAGAUGUUGAAGGGGAAAGGAUGGAAAUUGUGGAAUUGGAAGACCAUCCGUUUUUCGUUGGUGUUCAGUACCACCCGGAGUUCCUGUCCAGACCUAUCAAGCCUUCCCCACCAUACUUUGGGCUCCUCCUGGCCUCCGUGGGAAGGCUCCCACAUUACCUCCAGAAAGGCUGUAGGCUCUCACCCAGGGACACCUAUAGUGACAGGAGUGGAAGCAGCUCCCCUGACUCUGAAAUCACUGAACUGAAGUUCCCAUCAAUAAAUCAUGACUGAUGGUAAUGAGCUAUUCAGGCGAGUCUUCAGACUUCGAUGGAGUUUCCAGCUUUAAUUUUACACUCAGCUUUUGACACUUCCUUUAAAUUAUGUUUUUAUUAAGCUUAUUUUAUUAGGGGGAAGGUAUUUGGGAGACUUUGUGACUUGCAUGUCAUGUCCCAUCAUGUCUAUUGGCUCUGACACUGUGCAGCCUGGUGCCUGACGUGCUCCUCUGUGGCCCCGGAAACCCCCAGACUGGAAGCAGGGCAUCUGAGCCAGAGUGGAUGCUGGGCAUGGACUGGUGGAGGCCUACCCCUCACCACAUUGCUCCAACUACCUCGCAUCACUGUGGAUUGGAGUGUUCGUAGUCGCCACUUCCCGGUGGAGGCCUAACCCAUGUGUAAAAAAUGUGUCAUGCAUGGUUAAUGUGAGGGGUAUCUAGAACAACACUUAGUGCUGGUAGCCUGAGGGCACUGCUUGCCACCAGCAGCAGUGAAACCAGAGACCAAGCCUCAGCACUGCCCUGCACAGUAGUGGGACUCUCAGUGCCAACUGUGGCUGGUACUCAUUGUCCAUAGGGGACAGUCAGUUUGGUGUUACAUGAAAUGACAGGAAGUCUGCAUCUUUCUGAAGUGUGAUUUUAGAGUACCCAUCCUCUGGCCAUGCUUCCUUUCCUGGGCCCAGGAAGCACUCCUUGCAUCAAGGGGUCACAUAAAAAGGAACCAAGAAUCUUUAGGGUAACUGCCUCUAAAACCCUCUCAUACAUACAUAGACAACUUGGGCUUGAGGGGACUUUGCUUCCAGAAUGAUGUUUCUGCAGUCAAAGUGCAACAUGAAAAGCUAUUUUCUUAAUGUGAUGUAGUAAUAGGCACAGCUCUGUGUCUCAUAUUCUGACGGACUCGGUAUAUACUCUAACUUAAUAAAUAAUGCACAAUGAGA
Erinaceus europaeus (western European hedgehog) is the source of this 2853-nucleotide messenger RNA. It is a transcript of the gene CTPS1, whose product is annotated as CTP synthase 1. Gene Ontology annotation, molecular function: CTP synthase activity; identical protein binding. The transcript is spliced from 19 exons. Gene Ontology annotation, biological process: CTP biosynthetic process; pyrimidine nucleobase biosynthetic process. Lineage: Eukaryota; Metazoa; Chordata; Mammalia; Eulipotyphla; Erinaceidae. Gene Ontology annotation, cellular component: cytoplasm; cytoophidium. The coding region runs from base 160 to 1935 and encodes 591 amino acids. The record is from RefSeq and is a predicted model, not a curated record.